AUGCUUCAGGAUAUAGGGCAUUAUAAGUCCAUUAUAAAAGGCAGUCCAGCUCCUUGCUUUCUCACCCACUACUCUAGCCACCUUCUUCUUCAGAACCAGGUGCACGUUCAUCCCCAAGACAUGUCCUGCUGCAACCCGUGUGUGCCAUGCCAGCCCUGUGGCCCUACUCCUCUGGCCAGCAGCUGCAAUGAGCCCUGUGUCAGGCAAUGCCAGGACUCAACCAUCGCCAUCGAGCCCUCUCCCGUGGUGGUGAUCCUGCCUGGACCCAUCCUCAGCUCCUUCCCACAGAACACUGUUGUGGGAUCCUCCACCUCCGCUGCUGUUGGCAGUAUCCUCAGCUGUCAGGGAGUGCCCAUCACCUCUGGGGGCUUUGACCUCUCCUGCAUUUCCAACCGCUACUGUGGCAGAAGGUGCCCCUGCUAA
Messenger RNA from Coturnix japonica (Japanese quail), 423 nucleotides. Its product is annotated as feather keratin Cos1-2-like. Gene Ontology annotation, molecular function: structural constituent of cytoskeleton. The record is from RefSeq and is a predicted model, not a curated record. Gene Ontology annotation, cellular component: intermediate filament. Lineage: Eukaryota; Metazoa; Chordata; Aves; Galliformes; Phasianidae.